AUGGUUUUCGGUCUUAGCCGCCUGACGCCGCGGCGCAUCCUCUUCUUCACAUCCGCAUCUGUACUUUUCUGGAUAUUCGUAAUUGGGUUAACGCCAAUCACCUCACCACUACCUCCUUACACAGGUCCACACGAGGUCGGCAUCUUGGACGUCGAAACAAAAGUGACCAAAAGGAUUAUUCGCGAAGCAACGUUGAAAAAUACGGGAAAGAAUGCCUUUGAGCUAUCGACUUUGGCUGUCACACUAUACUACCCUUCCUCUCUACCCAAUGCUCCUCCUUCGCAACGACCAUGGGCGCGUCCGUGGCUUCCACAACCUGCUUCUUUGAUUGGUCAAGGGUACGCACGCCUCGCUGGUGUAUCAUUCUUGAGUCCUGUCUUCACCUUCGCCCUAUGGGCACUUGGUUCUUCGACCGUCAUCCCAGGUGUCGUUGAUGCACCGAUUCUUUCUGGCUCAGAGAAGGUGCUUGUCGAGGAGGGCGCAGGUGCUGGUGGCUUCGGCAAGAUCUUGGAAGCGGCCGAACAGGAGCACACUGAGCUGAAGAGAGAUGAGAAGUUUGGUACACUUCCUUGUGUUGUCUUCACGCACGGUAUGGCUGGUAUGAGCCAAAGCUACUCGCACUACCUGGGUAGUAUCGCCAGUCACGGCUACCUUAUAGCGGCAGUCGAGCAUCGCGAUGGGAGUGGGCCUGGUACCAUCGUUCACUAUCCUAAUGAGACAGAGAGGAGCGUCUGGCACAUGAAACUUAAGGAUCUUGUGUCUGACCCACCGAUGACCGACCUGGACCUCAAGGAAGCCCAGCUCGCUUUCCGCGAAGCUGAGAUUGCAGAGACGGUCAAGCUCUUCGCGCAACUCAAUGAUGGAGACGCCCCCGUUGUCAACCUGAAGCCCGACUCUCCUCGUGAGGCUCUUCCUGGCUUUAAGAAUCGCCUCGACAUGUCAGCUGUUACGAUUGCUGGUCAUUCCUAUGGCGCAACUGGUGUCUUGCAGGCUCUGAAGUCUGCCGGACCCAAAGAUCUUAACCUCAAUGGAGGUAUUGCACUGGACCCUGGCAAAGGUUCAGGACCCUUGAACAAGGACAUCAACGUUCCUCUAUUGGUCAUGCAGAGUGGAGAGUGGACUGAGAAGCAGACCGAGUUCUACGGACAAGGUUGGCAUUUUGACGUCGUGAAGAGGAUUGUUGAGAACGUUAAGGGCGGUUGGAUGAUGACCUUGACCGGCACCGCCCAUCCAUCUUGCACCGAUGCACCUCUGAUCGUGCCCUGGAUCAUGAGACUGGUCACUGGAACCACAUUGAACUCGAGAAUUGCACUGCGCGAAUACAUUGACGCGUCGGUCCACUUCUUGAAGUACCUUAAAACGGGCGAGAAGAUGGGUAUCCUUGCGAGCGACGUCACCAGCUCAGCAGGACCGUUGGCAGAUGCUGACAAGCGCGGAAAAGCGAAGGGACAGUUUGGCGCAGACUGGGAAGUCCACGUUGUGCCCAAGCCAAAGUUUCAGUAA
Molecule: messenger RNA, 1503 nt
Organism: Macroventuria anomochaeta
Lineage: Eukaryota; Fungi; Ascomycota; Dothideomycetes; Pleosporales; Didymellaceae
Product: PAF-acetylhydrolase family member
Exons: 4
Coding region: 1-1503 (500 amino acids)
Molecular function (GO): 1-alkyl-2-acetylglycerophosphocholine esterase activity
Source: RefSeq, a predicted model, not a curated record